This is a messenger RNA of Papaver somniferum (opium poppy), 693 nucleotides long. Its product is annotated as inactive protein RESTRICTED TEV MOVEMENT 2-like. The record is from RefSeq and is a predicted model, not a curated record. NCBI's taxonomy places the organism in Eukaryota, Viridiplantae, Streptophyta, Magnoliopsida, Ranunculales, Papaveraceae. Bases 1 to 693 code for a protein of 230 amino acids. The transcript is spliced from 2 exons.
AUGGAUACAAGGCCUAGAACUAGAGCUCGUCGGUCUUAUGCGGAUUUCGAACCUUCUUCGGAACUAGUAGAGGAAAAGGGUUCAGAGACUCUCCUCAUUGAACUUACAGGAUUUACUAAGGAACAAGCAAGGGUGCAACUCGAGCCGACAGGUAACCUAAAGGUAAGCGGAGAAAGACCACUUGGAGAUAACAAAUGGAGUCGUUUCGAGAAACAUUUUCAAGUUUCAUCAGAUUGCAACACAGAUGAAAUCUCUGCUACGUUUGAGGAUGGAGUUCUUUUCAUUAUUAUGCCCAAGUUUAUAAAUAACACUAAUCAAUCAUCUGGAAUGUACGAACCAAAUCAUGAUCGACCGAUAUCACAAGAAAAACAUUCAGCAGGGAUGGAAGUUGAUCAGAGAACUAGGCAACGUUCAUCAUUGAAGAAUCAAGAAGAGAAAAACAUGACAGGGCCGAAAUUCCCACAAAGAAAAGCAACAUUCUCAUCGACAUUAGAAACUCCACUGGGUCCAUUUGGAUACUCGAAACAGUCAAAGCUUGGUGAUGAAAAGAUAAAGCAUGGAUCAAAGUUGAAUACCAUAACUCGUCGUGCAGGUAGCUUGAUCCAAGACUGUAAGCAUACAUCUCUUGGGUCCAUGGUUGUGGUAGCCAUUCUAGUAGCAUUUGGGAUUUCUAUAAAAUAUGCACGCAGUUAG